Messenger RNA from Ctenocephalides felis (cat flea), 4773 nucleotides. RefSeq names its product multidrug resistance-associated protein 1 (gene MRP). The coding region runs from base 34 to 4689 and encodes 1551 amino acids. Gene Ontology annotation, molecular function: ABC-type transporter activity; ATP hydrolysis activity; ATP binding. NCBI's taxonomy places the organism in Eukaryota, Metazoa, Arthropoda, Insecta, Siphonaptera, Pulicidae. The transcript is spliced from 22 exons. The record is from RefSeq and is a predicted model, not a curated record. Gene Ontology annotation, cellular component: membrane. Gene Ontology annotation, biological process: transmembrane transport.
GCUGAUUAGUACGAGCGCGCGCGUCAAACACACAUGUCAAGAAUUGGGGACAGCGCGAUGGAUGAAUAUUGUGGUUCCACGUUCUGGAAUUAUUCAUUAGCAUGGGAAACAGAUGAUCCAGAUCUGACACCAUGUUUUCAACAAACAGUAUUAGUGUAUGCGCCCUGUGCUUUAUUAUGGCUUUUUGUGCCUAUGGAACUAUAUUACGCUUGGAAUAGUAAAAAGAAAAAUGUGCCUUGGAGUUUUUUGAAUAUUUCAAAACUAUUAUUGACUGCAUUAGUGAUUGUUCUUUCUUUUGUUGAUUUGGGAUAUUCAAUAUCUUUAAGUAACAGUGAAAAUGUGUAUAAUGUGUCUUAUUAUACUCCUACGAUAAAAAUAUUAACAUUUUUAUUAUCAGCCACAUUGCUAUUUUUAAAUAAAAGACAUGGUAUUCGGACGUCAGGUUUACAAUUUUUGUUCUGGUUCUUACUUGUUAUUGGAGCAAUACCUCAAUUUCGAAGUGAAAUUCGAAAAUAUGAUGAUACAUAUAAAAAUGAAUUAUAUUUUAUUACCUACAUGAUAUACUUUCCAACAAUAUGUGUUAUCUGGUUUUUGAACUGCUUUGCAGAUAAAGAACCCACUUACAGUGAAUAUGAAAAGUCUGAAAAACCAUGUCCAGAAUCCCAAAGUGGAUUUUUAGGAAGACUGUUCUUUUUAUGGUUUGAACCAAUGGCCUGGUUAGGAUACAGGAAACCAUUGGAAACAUCAGAUUUGUGGGAAAUGAAUCCAGAAGAUCAAUGCAUAGAAGUAGUUCCUUUGUUUGAUAAAUAUUGGGAAAAAUCAGUAGCAAAAUAUAAAAAUGUUAGUGGUGCAAAAGCUUCAUUCAGCAAGGUAGCAAAUAGUGUUGAUAUAGUUGAUACGAAGACUAAAAAGCAAAAACAAGCUUCAAUUAUGCCAGCUCUUUAUAAAGCAUUUGGAGCAACAUUUGCCUUUGGAAGCUUACUUAAACUUUCACAAGAUCUUAUGAUUUUUAUCUCUCCACAAAUUCUUAGUGCUCUUAUAAAGUGGACUACAAAUAAAAAUGAAGAGUUAUGGAAAGGAUUUUUUUAUGCAGCUUCAUUUUUUAUAACUGCAACUAUACAAACUUUGGUGUUAUCUCAAUAUUUCAAUAAAAUGUUUUUAGUCGGUAUGAGAAUCAGAACAGCUUUAAUUAGUGCUAUAUAUAGAAAGGCAUUAAGAAUGUCAAACAGUGCCAAAAAGGAAUCUACUGUUGGUGAAAUUGUUAAUCUCAUGGCUGUUGAUGCUCAAAGAUUUAUUGAUUUAGUAGCUUACAUCAAUAUGUUGUGGUCUGCACCUCUUCAAAUUAUUCUGUGUAUGUACUUUUUGUGGGAAAUUUUGGGACCAUCCGUACUAGCUGGUUUAGCCGUUAUGAUUAUCUUGAUUCCAGUCAAUGGAGUUAUUGCUAAUAAAGUAAAAACUUUGCAAAUUAGACAGAUGAAGAAUAAAGAUGAACGUGUGAAACUGAUGAAUGAAGUUCUCAGUGGAAUUAAGGUUUUGAAAUUGUACGCCUGGGAACCAAGUUUUGAGGCGCAAGUUCUCAAAAUUCGUGAUAAGGAAAUCAAAGUACUAAAAGAGGCUGCAUAUUUAAAUGCUGGAACAUCAUUUAUUUGGUCUUGUGCCCCUUUCCUGGUAUCAUUGGUAACAUUUGCGACAUUUGUUCUGACCGACGAGGCAAACAUUUUGGAUUCGAACACUGCUUUCGUCUCUUUAUCACUGUUCAACAUUUUGAGAUUUCCACUCUCCAUGCUGCCGAUGAUGAUCUCCAACAUGGUGCAAGCAAGUGUAUCAGUAAAAAGAAUUAAUAAGUUUAUGAAUUGCGAAGAACUUGAUCCAAGCAACAUAACCCAUGAGAAAUUAGAAGAACCUUUGUUAAUAGAAAACGGUACUUUUGCAUGGGAUGAAGGAGAACCUACUUUAAAAGAUAUAAAUUUAAAAGUUAAAUCCGGUAAUCUUCAAGCUGUUGUUGGUACUGUAGGUUCUGGAAAAAGUUCUUUGCUUUCAGCAUUUCUUGGAGAAAUGGAAAAAGUGUCUGGUCGCAUCAAUACUUAUGGUACGAUUGCAUAUGUACCCCAACAAGCAUGGAUUCAAAAUGCUACACUGCAAGAUAAUAUUAUUUUUGGGAAGCCCAUGGACAAAGCUCUUUAUGCCAAAGUUGUAGAAGCAUGUGCACUUAAACCAGAUUUUGAAAUGCUACCUGCUGGAGAUCAAACAGAAAUCGGUGAAAAGGGUAUAAAUUUGUCUGGUGGACAAAAACAGCGAGUUUCUUUAGCGCGUGCUGUUUACAAUGGAGCUGACAUUUAUUUCUUAGAUGAUCCGUUAAGUGCGGUAGACAGUCAUGUUGGAAAACAUAUUUUCGAGCAGGUAAUUGGACCAGCCGGGUUAUUAAAGAACAAGACAAGAAUUUUAGUUACACAUGGUAUCACUUAUCUACCAUACACCAACAAUAUCGCAGUGUUAAUAGGUGGAUCAAUUAGUGAAACUGGUACAUACAAAGAAUUGCUCGACAAGAAAGGUGCUUUUGCUGACUUUUUGGUACAGCACAUUCAGGAACUAGGAGAGCAAGAAGAAGGUAUUUCUGUAAUUUAUAUUCUUUAUUUUUUUGGUUUAUAUUUUUUUUUUCUUUCAGAUAUCGGCGAAUUAAAACAACAAUUGGAACAACAUCUUGGUGCUGAAGAGUUUAACAAUAAAUUACAAAGAGCAAGAUCACGUACGGAUAGUCAAUCAGAUACGGCAUCAUUAAAUGGCUCAUUAAAUCAAUCUGAAAGUGGUGACAGGAAAAAUAGUUUGAACAGGAGUGAUAGCAGUCUUCGGCGCAGAUCAUCUGCAAAAGAAGUUACCGCCGUCAAACCUGUAGAAAAGCCAAUAAACACAGGAGAAAAGUUGAUUGAAGCAGAAAAGGCAGAAACAGGAAAUGUAAAAUGGAGUGUGUACUCACAUUAUUUACGAAGUAUUGGCUUGGUACUCUCACUCACAACUAUUUUAUUGAACAUGAUUUUCCAAGGUUUUAGUAUAGGAUCCAACAUGUGGUUAACAGUUUGGUCUAAUGAUGCAGCACAUAGUGCGGAACCUGAAAAAAGAGAUUUGUAUUUGGGUGUUUAUGGUGCUCUUGGUAUAGGACAGGCACUAGCGAUGUUUAUUGGAUCACUUUUACUCUCGCUGGGCACAGUAUUGGCUGCCAAAGUGAUGCACAAUGCGCUUUUCUCCAGAUCUUUAAAAGCUCCGAUGAGUUUUUUUGAUACCACCCCACUGGGUCGUAUAAUUAAUCGUUUUUCAAAGGACAUCGACGUUAUUGACAAUGUACUGCCGAUGGUCAUCAGAACUUGGAUAAAUAUGUUAUUUACGGUGGUAGGUACUUUGGUUGUGAUCAGCAUAGCGACACCAAUUUUUGCCGCAGUAAUAGUGCCAAUUGCUUUCGUCUACUACUUUGUCCAGAGAUUUUACGUAGCAACUUCUAGGCAGCUCAAGCGUUUAGAAUCUGUAUCUAGGUCGCCUAUUUAUUCACACUUUGGUGAAACUGUUACUGGAGCUACGACCAUUCGAGCUUAUCAAGUCCAGGAUAGAUUUGUGCGAGAAUCAGAAAGCAAAGUGGAUUUCAAUCAAAUAUGCUAUUAUCCUAGUAUUAUAGCUAACCGAUGGUUAGCCGUACGCUUAGAAAUGGUGGGAAAUUUAAUUAUUUUCUUCGCUGCUCUUUUUGCUGUUCUUAGUCGUGAUUCUGAUAGUUCAGAUGCAGGGCUAGUGGGACUUUCAGUAACAUACGCGUUACAGAUAACGCAAACUUUAAAUUGGCUAGUACGUAUGACAUCUGAUGUGGAAACAAACAUUGUUGCUGUGGAACGUAUCAAAGAGUACGCCGAAACACCCACCGAAGCCCCAUGGGAUAUCCCAUCUACACAACCCAACGCAGAUUGGCCAGUUGAAGGCUGUGUAGAAUUUCGCAACUUUGAAGUCCGAUACCGUGAAGGACUUGAUCUGGUUUUGCGAGGAGUCAAUUUCAAAGUACAAGGUGGCGAAAAAGUUGGUAUAAUCGGACGAACUGGUGCUGGCAAGAGCAGUCUUACGUUAGCACUUUUUAGAAUCAUAGAAUCCGCUGGCGGUAGCAUAUUCAUUGAUGGUGUUGAUAUUUCAAAAUUGGGACUUCAUGCACUCAGAUCUAGAUUGACAAUCAUUCCUCAAGAUCCAGUCUUAUUUUCAGGAACUUUGCGUAUAAAUCUUGAUCCGUUUGAUGCUCAUUCUGAUGAAGAGGUCUGGCGAGCUCUUGAACAUGCUCAUCUUAAAGAGUUUGUAAAAGGUUUGUCAGCUGGCUUAAAUCAUGAAGUAAGUGAAGGUGGUGAAAAUUUGUCUGUGGGACAGAGGCAAUUAGUAUGUUUGGCAAGAGCUCUAUUAAGAAAAACAAAAGUGCUUGUACUAGAUGAAGCUACAGCAGCUGUAGAUUUAGAAACUGAUGAUUUAAUACAAACUACCAUCAGAACAGAAUUUAAAGAUUGCACUAUAUUGACCAUUGCACAUCGAUUGAACACUAUUAUGGACAGUGACAGAGUGAUAGUGCUGGAUAAAGGUCAAAUAUCCGAGUUUGCACCUCCACAGGAUCUCUUACAAAAUAAAAAUUCUGCAUUCUAUAGCAUGGCUAAGGAUGCUGGACUUGCGGGGUAAAAAAUUUGUUGUAUUUUAUAUAAUAUUUUUGAGGAUUGCAUCACAUUACUCUGCACACGUUAUUAGAUAAUACGUUUUUAUUAU